CCUCGAUAAAUCUUACCAAGUUUACUCACUGAACCAGGUUAAAUGUGGGAAAUGGAUAAACAAAAUAAAUUCUCGCAAAUAAUGGUCCACCUGAGGAGAAUAAACAGUGUGGUCGUGAAGGUUAAAGGAGCGCCAUUGGACAGGCCUGUCUUGCUCGCGGCCUCAGCUUGCUCGUGUGUCUGGUCUCUUCUUUCCUCUCAUGGCCUCGGACGCUGCUGAUAAAGGAGACAGGUUUUCGGCUGAAGUAUGUCAAGAAGAAGAUGUCUGUUAGCCACCGAGCGCCCUCCCUCCCACCCGAGUCACUUCUCCUCUGUGGUUGCGCGUCCUGCGCUUUUUACGCAAUGCUCCAGAGCGACAACAGCAGGGUGACAGUCCCGAUUCGAAAGUCUGGCUGAUGAUGUUGCUGCUGUGGAUUGUUCUCAUCAGUCUUCUUUGGCCGGAAGCAAGUCGCUGCUCGGUGGCAGGUGUAAACUUCACCGUGGUAGGAGACAUCCGCCACUUUGUCACCACGCCCGAUGCCGUAUACAUAGCCGCAGCAGACAGGCUGUACCAGCUGAACCGCGACCUGAACCUGGUCCAGACCGUGAACCAGAGAGGGGUUCUCAUUGGCAAAAGUGAUUCUGCGCAGUUCUACCGAGUCCCGGAGAAGGCUGGAUGGAACGCUACGUUCAGCGUCCACAUGCUGUUGCCCUUUUUGGCGAAUAAAACCCUCAUCAGCUGCGGUGUAACGGACAACGAGUGCGGAUACUGCGAGCUGCUGGCACUGUCCAACAUCUCCAGGGUGGUCUACAGGGAGAACAUUAUAGUGGGACCCUCAAGGCACCCGAGCGCGUCCAUGGCAUUCUUGGUGUCUGUGGCUAGCCGUGGCGUUUACAUUAUGACCGCCCUAGAGCAAAGCAAAAACAAGACCUCACAGAACAUGUGCUCAACCUUGAAUACGGAGGUCCUGUACCUCUAUGACACCGUUCACCACCAGAAUAAAAAAGCAGGGAACCAAGGAGGCAUCUUCUCCAUCUCUGGUGACUCUGUCACCCCGGUCUUUAGAAGCAAAGGCGACGUGGACUUUGUGGACGGAUUUCAGAUAGAUUCUAUCAUCUAUCUUUUUGCCAAUGUGCCUUCUUCCGAAGCCGGCGGUAACAAAGUCCGCCUCCUAUGGCUCCAAGCCCAACCAAAUAAAGUGGAUACCAUGAAGUCGUUCCGAGGAGCGUCCCUCAUCAUUCCCGGGGGUAAGGGCAGCAGACUCGUAGCCUCCUCAGUGGUCUCGGGCAGGGCGCAUUCGCCCCUCUGGGUCGGCGUGUUCAGUGUGGACGGAGAGCUGAGCAACACCAAGCUGGUUUUGUUCAACAUCACCCUUGAUCGGAACAUAAAAGAAAAUGAUGAUCAAGACUUCAGUACCUCAACUAAAACCUACAAUCCCACUAAGCCUGGAGAGCUGCAGCCCCAGAAGGUGCUCUUCAAGAAGACCUCCAUGACUUCUGUACUGGCUGUGACACAAGGAGCGUGGAUAGUCGUCUUCAUUGGGACAGGAGAUGGCCAGCUCAUUAAGCUAAACGUGGACAAGAACUAUCACACCACUUGUCCCACGCUGCUUCACCGCACCGACGGCGACAGUAAGGUAUUUCCCAGGAUGCAGCUGGACGCGGGGCGUCAACAUGUCUACGCGGCCUUCAGUAAUACGGUGCAGCGUGUGCCCGUGUCAAAGUGCCACACCCACAGAACUCUGCAGGACUACUGGUCAGCGCAGGAUCCCAGCUGUGUGUGGUGCCAUGCAAAAAACAGGUGUACUUUUAAAGAUGAAUGCCAAAACUCCAGCUGGUUGUCCAUUGUGGAGGACUACCAGCCAAAGAUGAUUUCCUACAGCGUGGAAAAGCAAAGUGAUGGUCGGAUCAUUCUAAAUGUUCACACAAAAGUCGCUGUGGAUCCAAACGCCGGCACAAACUUCGCCUGUAAUUUCCUGGUAAAUUCUGGCGAGCUGUGCGAAAGGGAAGGCCUUCCUCCAAAGUUCCCGAAAUGCAAAUGCAUUCUGUCAAAAGACACGAUACCCAGCAAAGGAAUUAGCGUCACAUUGAAAGUCAGACUGGGCUCAAUGAGCUUGUCGGAAACAUUAAAGAUUACGACCUGCUCCGACAUCAAGGGCUCGCCCACCGCUGCUCUGUGCCAGCACUGCAUUGAGGUGGGAUGUGCUUGGAGUAACGGCAACUGUUCCUGGGCUACUGCCGGAGUCAUGAGUGACAGCGUUUGCCAAACAAUCCAGUCAGCAAUGAUUCCUUCAAUCUCCUCCGUCACCCCCAGCGUCGUGUCUUUCUACGGCCACAACCGCGCCGUUAUGUCUGGCUACAACCUGAGUCAGGUGGUCGGCGUGAGGGUCCAGACCAGCAUGGACUGCACAUCACAGGAGUCUCCCGUGUGGGACAACACGGGUCAGGAGUUGCUCUUCCACAUUCCCGCCAACGAAGGCAAAUGGACAGUCGGUCUGUGCGCCGUCCUCCCAGACGCGAGUUGCCAUGGCAACAGCACACUCACCUAUGUGUCCUCCCCGUCCUGCACAUCUGUGACACCAAACACCACCUGGCUCAGCGGUAAGAGAAAAAUCACCCUCCUCGGAUCCAACCUUGAGUUUGUCGACGGCGUUCUACACAGUCAUGCCCAGCAGGAAAUCCACCUCUUCACCGACAGAAGCUCUCAAAAUUUGACUUACCAUAUACCUGCCACUCAAAGCUCUCAGAGGGUUUUCACCAGCAUCGUAUCUCUCAAAGUAGCCAACGAGUCUUUGGCCUGCCUCCAGUCCAUCACCUGCUAUCCGGACCCUCAGUUCACCAGCUUCACCUCCACAAGGACCGGGGACAACGUCCGCAUCACUAUACAGAAAAUGGCCGACAAACUUGACAUGAGCUUAGAAGAAGUGUCAGCGGUGGGCGUGUACGGAGACAAAGACUACCCUUGCAUCAUGGAGGUCAAAGAAACCAGCAACCAGACUGACUUUUUCAUCUGUGAAAUUCAGAGCGUUCCGGAUGCUAACUUUCGUCAAUUAAAGGUCAAAUAUGGAGAGAAGACUAUAAUGUUGCAGAACACAUCACAUCGGUUUGCUCUGAUGCUGCUCGUCCUCCUGCUGAUCCCCGCCAUCAUAUUGGUGGUGCUCGUGGUUUACCGCCGCCAGCAGCAGCAGCUCACUGUGAAGAUGAAUAAGCGAAUGGAAAACCUGGAGCUCGACAUCCGUAACGACAUCAGACAAGGUUUUGUGGAUCUGCAGACGGAAAAGGCGGACCUGAUGGAAAACGUCAGCACCAUUCCAUUCCUUGACUACAAGCACUUUGCAUCCCGAAUCUUUUUUCCUGAGAAUGAAGCCCUGAUGGCAUUGUGUAUGGCCGACGUGAGUCAGGUGAGCGUGAAGGUGCAUCUGGACAAGUGUUGCCAGGGCCUGUCCAAACUGAUCCAGGACCAGCACUUCCUUACAUCCAUGGUGCACGCCGUGGAGGAGCAGAAGAGUUUCACCAUCAAAGACAAGUGUGCAUUGGCGUCCCUGCUGACCGUGGCGCUGCACAGCAACUUGUCCUAUCUGACGGAAGUGAUGGAAGCCCUGCUGAAAGACUUGAUGCAGAAAAACAGCAGCGCCCAGCCUAAAAUGUUGCUACGGCGCACCGAGUGCACGGUGGAGAAACUUCUUACCAACUGGAUGUCCGUCUGCCUCUACGGCUUCUUGAGGGAGAGUGUGGGCCAGCACCUCUUCCUGCUGGUGAGCGCCCUCACGCAGCAGAUGUCGCGAGGGCCGGUGGACCGCGUGACGGAGAAGGCACUCUACACGCUCAGUGAGGACUGGCUGCUGUGGCAGGCCCAGGACUUCAGCCCGCUGAAGCUAAAGGCGUUGUUUGCGGUGGGCGGCGACGGUGAGGUCAGCGAGCCCCUGGAGGUGUCCGCCCUCAGCUGUGACACGGUGGAGCAGGUCAAGGAAAAGGUCUUGACCACCUUCGAGGCCAAGUUUGGCUUCCCUUACAACAGGCCCGUUGAUGUCGAGUUGGACAAGGACGGUUCCUUCGUUGCGCUGGAGGAGGUGGAUGUCAGCUCUCAGGUGGUCGGGGAGGUGACCAUGCUCAACACUCUCAAGCACUACAAGGUUCCAGAUGGGGCGACGAUCAAAGUGCUGUCCAGAACACCUUCUGACAAACCCCUGCAGACUCUGAAAGACGAUCUGGACUUCUCAGGGAAAUAUUUCCAUCUGAUCGAUCCUGACGUGGGCGAGGACCGAGGCAAGAACCCGGAGAGGAAGAAGUUGCAGCUGAAGGAAGUGCACCUCACCAAGCUGCUGUCCACCAAGGUGGCGGUGCAUUCCUUUGUGGAGAACCUGUUCAGGUCCAUCUGGGGGACGCCGCAGUGCCGAGCGCCGUGGGCCGUCAAGUACUUCUUUGACUUCCUGGACGCGCAGGCGGACAGCAUGAAGAUCCUGGAUGCAGACGUGCUGCACAUCUGGAAGACUAACAGUUUGCCUCUUCGCUUCUGGGUGAACAUCCUGAAGAAUCCCCAGUUUGUCUUCGACAUGGAGAAGAGUCCACAGCUGGACGGCUGCUUGUCCGUCAUCGCUCAGGCCUUCAUGGACUCAUUCUCCCUCAGCGAGACGCAGCUGGGCAAGCACGCACCCACCAACAAGCUGCUCUACGCCAAAGAUAUUCCCAAAUUCAAGCAGGAAGUCAAGGACUACUACCGGCAGGUCCGAGACCAGCCGCCCAGCGCACACACCGACUUCCACAGAUUCCUGCAUGAGGAGUCCAAGAAACAUGAAAACGACUUCAACGAAGCUGCGGCCCUCAAGGAGAUCUACAAGAUUAUUCACCGAUACUUCUCAGAGAUCGUAGAAAAACUGGAGCAGAACGGCGCCCCUGCAGAGCUGAAGGAGCAACUGCAUGAAGUAAAGAAGACGUUUGAAGGACUAAAGAGCUGCUCCUGGAGCUGACCCACGCCCCGCACUAGACCACCAGGCUUGUACUGUAGCAUAUGUCAACUAAAUACACAUUGCUCUUUUUAUGCUUUGUUUUUGUACUAACUAAAAUAUUUUCUAGUGGUAUGUACCUUUGCAACCACAGGGUGGUGCUGUUGAGUCAACUAGUUGCAGCAACCAGAAGGUCAGCCGUUAACGAGUAGCGCCACCUAAAGAGUGUAGUAGUUACAACUGGAGGUGGAAUUUAAGACUUUGGCUUGUUCCUGGUUUUAUUUUUAUUCAAGUAAAAAAUCACUUGGAGAUGAUGUAGAAAAUGUAGAUCAGAAAUGUUUAAUUUACAAAACGAUUAAUCUAUUGGUAGGAAUUAUUCUGGAAUAUUGUCUAUAAUUUGCACACCGAGUUGGACAGAUCUCAGGUUCAAACACAGAUGACAUCUAUUAAACAGACAAGACGCAGGGAAUUAUUAAACAGACAAGAAGCAAGGAAUUAAACAGAGACAGGAUUUAAUUUAGUUCAAUGAAGAGAGUGCUUACACCUGUACUCUUGUACAGUGUCGUUCCACGCUCUGACAAAAGGUUCGCAGGCAUCCUCUUACAUUUGGACUUUCCCUGAUCACUUGGCAAGAGUUGUUUGUAAGUGGAGAGAGGGUCGUAAAUAGUCGUAGCCCUCGGUCACAAAACAGUUAGAAACAAAGAUGCCUGGAGCUUGCAUCAGGUCCUGCUUCCUCUCCGCUUUUUAGAUCUCGGGUUUUAAUGACUAUAUUACAUGGCCAGUUGUCACAUCCAGCUCACCAUUCAACAGUGCAGCUAAAAUAUUUUUUUUUUGCCUGAAAGAGAAAAUGUUUAUUAUAUACCACCCCAACAAACUGGUGUCAAGAUGUAGCAGAGCACUCCUGUGUAACACCUUCAGCAAUGGCCAUGUCCCUAAGUGAUGUACCCUAUACAUACAUGACAGCCUCAGACACCUCAAUAAACUCCCAUGAAGAGAAGGGAAACCUUGGUAAUAGACCUGUAAGGAUGAAA
Messenger RNA from Nerophis ophidion (straightnose pipefish), 5952 nucleotides. RefSeq names its product plexin C1 (gene plxnc1). Gene Ontology annotation, biological process: positive regulation of axonogenesis; regulation of GTPase activity; regulation of cell shape. Gene Ontology annotation, cellular component: semaphorin receptor complex. The transcript has 33 exons. The coding region runs from base 395 to 4945 and encodes 1516 amino acids. The record is from RefSeq and is a predicted model, not a curated record. Lineage: Eukaryota; Metazoa; Chordata; Actinopteri; Syngnathiformes; Syngnathidae. Gene Ontology annotation, molecular function: protein binding; semaphorin receptor activity.